Messenger RNA from Ictidomys tridecemlineatus (thirteen-lined ground squirrel), 297 nucleotides. Lineage: Eukaryota; Metazoa; Chordata; Mammalia; Rodentia; Sciuridae. The record is from the annotation of a RefSeq genome assembly.
AUGCCUAUUAUUGUUCUUAAUACUAUCAUAGCUUAUUCUACGUCCCUAUUAGGAAUAUUCAUCUACCGAUCCCACCUAAUAUCGUCACUCCUAUGCCUAGAAGGAAUAAUAUUAUCAAUAUUUGUCUUAUGCUCACUCUUAAUUAUUAAUUUCCAUUUUUCUUUAUCAUUUAUGAUUCCCAUUAUUUUACUAGUAUUUGCUGCAUGUGAAGCAGCUGUAGGUCUAGCCCUUCUCGUAAUAGUAUCAAAUACAUACGGUCUAGACUAUGUCCAAAACCUAAAUAUUCUUCAAUGCUAA